Molecule: messenger RNA, 2512 nt
Organism: Centrocercus urophasianus (Greater sage-grouse)
Lineage: Eukaryota; Metazoa; Chordata; Aves; Galliformes; Phasianidae
Gene: ITCH
Product: itchy E3 ubiquitin protein ligase
Exons: 20
Coding region: 122-2422 (766 amino acids)
Biological process (GO): protein K63-linked ubiquitination; protein K29-linked ubiquitination; protein K48-linked ubiquitination
Molecular function (GO): protein binding; ubiquitin protein ligase activity
Source: RefSeq, a predicted model, not a curated record
UCUCUUCAAAAUAGAGACGACGCACUUUUACAUUGAGCACUGGAAGCAUCAAGUAGUUAUUAACCUGAUAAAAACCUAAUGAAAUCUGGCUGGAAUCACGGUUCAGGAUCCAGCCCAUAUUAUGGCUGGCACUGGAUCCAAGUCAGGAUUACCUGGUGGGCUGUAUAUGAAAUCACAGCUUCAGAUCACUGUUAUUUCAGCAAAACUAAAAGAAAAAAAUAAGUGGUUUGGACCAAGCCCUUACGUGGAAGUCUCAGUAGAUGGACAGUCAAAGAAGACAGAAAAAUGCAACAACACAAAUAGUCCAAAGUGGAAACAGCAUCUUACAGUAAUUGUCACUCCUCUAAGUAAAUUAACCUUUCGAGUCUGGAGCCAUCAAACGUUGAAGUCUGAUGUCCUCCUGGGAAGUGCUGCCCUGGAUAUUCAUGAGACUUUGAAAUCAAACAGUAUGAAACUUGAUCAGGUAGUGGUAACACUGCAUCUUCUUGGUGACAGAGAGCCAGCAGAAGUGGUAGGAGAUUUGUCUGUCUGUCUAGAUGGGAUGCAGGUAGAUCCUGAGCUCCUGACCAAUGGUGAUGCCUCAAGUACAAGAAGUCCUACACAGAGUGACAGCUCCAAAGCAAGAAAUGAUGCUCGGACUAACACAAAUGGCCUUGAAAGCUCUGAAGAUGCUGCUUCAAAUGAAAACAAGACUGUUAAUGGCAGUGAUUCUCCACUACUCACCAAUGGAAGCUGCAAACCUUCUCGACCUCCCAGGCCUUCCAGACCACCUCCACCCACACCCCGCAGACCCCCAUCAGCAGCUGGAAGUGUGAAUGGUUCUCCAUCCACGUCCACAGAGAAUGAUGGGGCCAGUGCAGGUUCACUGGCAGGCACAGCUGCAAAUACAUCUUCAGAACCGAGCCCUGAGGGGGCAACAGCAGCAACAACAGCUCCUGCAACUGCUGCGCUCACCACUCCUCCAGUAUCAAGACAAGUCCAGCCAGUAAAUCCUCCAACUCAGGCACUAACUACAGUCAGUCAAGGUCCUCUUCCACCUGGUUGGGAGCAAAGAGUGGACCAGCAUGGUCGAGUAUAUUAUGUAGAUCAUGUUGAAAAAAGAACAACGUGGGAUCGGCCAGAGCCUCUUCCUCCAAGCUGGGAGCGACGAGUUGACAACAUGGGGAGAAUUUACUACGUUGACCACUUCACGAGAACAACAACGUGGCAGAGGCCAACGUUAGAGUCUGUCCGAAACUACGAACAGUGGCAGCUUCAGCGCAGUCAGCUUCAAGGAGCGAUGCAGCAGUUCAAUCAGAGGUUUAUCUAUGGGAACCAGGACUUUUCUUCCACUCAGAACAAAGAAUUUGAUCCCCUUGGCCCACUGCCACCUGGAUGGGAAAAGAGAACUGACAGCAAUGGCAGAGUGUAUUUUGUCAAUCACAACACACGUAUCACGCAGUGGGAAGAUCCUAGGAGUCAGGGUCAAUUAAAUGAGAAACCCUUACCUGAGGGUUGGGAAAUGCGAUUUACUGUGGAUGGCAUUCCGUACUUUGUGGAUCACAAUAGAAGAACCACUACAUACAUAGAUCCCCGCACGGGCAAGUCUGCUCUAGACAAUGGGCCCCACAUAGCCUAUGUUCGGGAUUUCAAGGCAAAGGUCCAUUAUUUCCGAUUCUGGUGUCAGCAACUGGCAAUGCCACAACACAUAAAGAUCACAGUGAGCAGAAAAACAUUAUUUGAAGACUCAUUUCAACAGAUAAUGAGCUUCAGCCCUCAGGAUCUGCGGAGACGUUUGUGGGUUAUUUUCCCUGGUGAAGAAGGCUUAGAUUAUGGAGGUGUUGCAAGGGAAUGGUUCUUUCUGUUAUCACAUGAAGUUUUGAACCCAAUGUAUUGCCUGUUUGAAUAUGCUGGAAAAGAUAACUACUGCUUACAGAUAAACCCAGCCUCCUACAUUAAUCCAGACCAUCUGAAAUACUUCCGUUUCAUUGGAAGGUUCAUUGCCAUGGCUUUGUUCCAUGGAAAAUUCAUUGACACUGGUUUCUCUCUGCCGUUCUAUAAACGUAUCUUAAACAAGCCAGUAGGACUCAAGGAUUUAGAAUCUGUUGACCCAGAGUUUUACAACUCUCUCAUCUGGGUAAAAGAGAAUGAUAUUGAAGAAUGUGGCUUGGAAAUGUUUUUCUCAGUUGAUAAAGAAAUUCUGGGUGAAAUCAAAAGCCAUGAUUUGAAGCCAAAUGGUAGCAACAUUCUUGUGACAGAAGAAAACAAAGAAGAAUAUAUUAGGCUGGUAGCAGAAUGGAGACUUUCCCGAGGUGUUGAGGAACAGACACAAGCGUUUUUUGAAGGCUUCAAUGAAAUUCUGCCACAGCAGUAUCUGCAGUAUUUUGAUGCUAAGGAACUGGAGGUAAAGGAUUGUUUGACUAUUGCCAGAUCCAGGCUGUGACACGUAGUACUUAAAUUUCAGUCAGUGUCUGAAGAACAGAGUUUGUGAAGGCUGACAGUUCUGUUCUGAGAAUGUGUGAGAGAAGCCUCA